CACAGUGUAUCCUUGGUGACGCUUCGGAAACGGAAGCUUGAAAAUUGUGUGUUGAACAAAUUUACUGGUAUCCGCUCUGGAUAAAGUGUUUGGUUAAUUUUGGUUAGUUGUUUAAUCUUAUUUCUUCCACAGGUUGAUUAAAUUAUGGGUAUUUCAAGGGAUCACUGGCAUAAACGCCGGGCUACCGGAGGUAGACGAGCUCCAAUUAGAAAGAAGCGAAAGUUUGAGCUUGGUAGACCUGCUGCCAUGACAAAGAUUGGAGCUAAAAGGAUCCACUUAGUUAGAACUAGAGGAGGUAGCUUCAAGCAUCGAGCAUUAAGGUUGGAUCAUGGUAACUUUGCAUGGGCAUCAGAAAGAGUUGCAAGAAAAACCCGUGUUAUUGAUGUAGUGUACAAUGCCAGUAACAACGAAUUGGUUCGUACAAAAACAUUGGUAAAAAAUUGUAUUGUCCUGAUUGACGCAGCACCUUUCCGUCUCUGGUAUGAAUCAAAUUAUGCUCUGCCUCUUGUUAAAAAGAAGACCGCAAAAGCAAUGGCUGAAGCAACAGAUGCCUUAACAAAAGGAAAAAGCAAACGUGUUUUGAGAAAAUAUAAAUUAAGACAAAAGACCGGAAAAGUUGAACCUGCAUUAGAGGAUCAAUUCCAAAAUGGACGUCUAUUAGCUUGUAUAUCUUCACGACCUGGUCAAGUAGGAAGAUGUGAUGGUUACAUCUUGGAAGGAAAGGAACUGGAAUUCUACUUGAGAAAAAUCAAGGCUAAGAAGGGAAAGUAAAUUAAUUUGUAACCGAUUCCUAGCCACAAUAAAGACUAUAUCGGAUUUCUACAAAAUUGUGUACUUUUAUCUUCUCACAAUACAAUGGUGUAAAUUAAUUUAG
Messenger RNA from Tetranychus urticae (two-spotted spider mite), 874 nucleotides. It is a transcript of the gene RpS8, whose product is annotated as ribosomal protein S8. NCBI's taxonomy places the organism in Eukaryota, Metazoa, Arthropoda, Arachnida, Trombidiformes, Tetranychidae. Gene Ontology annotation, molecular function: structural constituent of ribosome. Gene Ontology annotation, cellular component: ribosome. Gene Ontology annotation, biological process: translation. The record is from RefSeq and is a predicted model, not a curated record.